Messenger RNA from Gallus gallus (chicken), 1973 nucleotides. It is a transcript of the gene TMEM254, whose product is annotated as transmembrane protein 254. NCBI's taxonomy places the organism in Eukaryota, Metazoa, Chordata, Aves, Galliformes, Phasianidae. The record is from RefSeq and is marked validated.
CUCCGCCCCCGCUCCGCCCACCCCCCGCGCGGCAGUUUACCUCCGGCGGCGGCGCGCGGCUCGGCGGUUGGCGGCAGGAUGACGGGUGCGGAGCGGGUGCGCGAUGGCAGCUGCCACUUCCAGCGCUCGCGGCUCAUCUGGAUGAUCGGCAUCAUCCUCGGCAUGAUCCUGCUAGGCUGGGUAACACUGUCACCUUCAACCAUCCCUUAUAGCUAUUUGGGACUGUUCGGUGACUUCCUUCGUUAUUUAGUGGACAACUACCACAAGUGGGUGUGCUAUGGGUUCUAUGUAUCCUGGUUGAUUCACAUAGUAGAAGCCUUGUACGGUAUAAAAUUAUGCCAGUCUAAAGGCAUCACUGACCCAGCAGUUCAGUUCCACUGGUUCAUUCAGACACUUCUGUUUGGGUAUGCUUCCUUUGGUCUCCUGGUGUCUUACAAACCUCCAGCCAAGAAAUACUACUAGAAGCCUGGGACAGAAGUCUCUCCUCACAUCCUUCAUCCUUAUUUUUCAGAAAACAACCUCACAUGUUUAGAAGCUGUAAUUAGCUAACUUACAUUCCUACUACAUGAUGCAGUGCCCUUCUACCAAAGUUUCUCUCUCUUACUAAAGAAGAAACUCAACUAUAAUUCACAGGGCCCUGUGGAUGGUUUGGUAGAAACUCAGCCUGUCAGUCCUGGCACUGCUUAAGUUGAAUUCUAUUACGAAAGAGCCAAGGUUGCAGCCUUGCACUAUUUGAUAUGUAUUGUAUACUCUGUCACUGGUGAGAAGAGGCCCUGACAGUAGUUAGUAGUGGUUCAUAGGUGACCUUUUCAUGGGGAGAAUUUUUCUUCUAUGGCAGAAAUUGUUAUUUACAGCCACAAAGCAACUUGCACCUGUUUUGUGGCAGGAUGUAAGUUCUUCCUACAAUUUUUCUACAGGACCUAUUACUAGCUUUCUCUGUAUUUGUUAGAGCCUGGUCUGUGUCAUUUGUUAUGUCAACCUACUCUCUUCAACAAGGGACAGACUACUUCACUGCUGCAGGCACACGAAAAAGACCAAGUCUUUUAAAAGACCAAGUUCAGGUUGAGGUGCAGCAAUGAGCUGGGAUACAUAAAGCACUUUAACUUGGUUUAAUAUGUGUGCCUUCAAUUUCAUGCAGCAUGACCUCAUCUUUCAAAUGUAGACUUUAUUCUCUGAGUUAUUGUAAUAUAUAACUCUCUAUAGAGCACAGAAUCCUGUAGCUUUUGUGAGAACUAACUUAGCAUCCAAGAAAAAAAUACCCACUACAUUCCAAAAAGAAAAUCUUGUAGGUUGCCACAUGAAAAUUAAGCAUAACAAGUCAGCACUCACCCAUCUGCCAGACGGGUGGCAGCUUCUGAAAUCUUUUCAUUUGUAGGCCAUUGUAAGCAUCCCUCUGAAUAUAUUCUGUAUGUCUAAUUGAGCCCUUUUAUCUUACUGUCUGUUUUACCCCUCUCAGUGUUUAACCAGAGUUAGCUGUUGUCGUUUUUAGCACUUUCAGAACUAAUUGCUAUUUAAAAUAAUAACUGUGAUUUGGGGAGAGGAUUUUACCACACUACCCAUGGUGCUACUGUUCUGAUAAAAAGAAGAGAAGAUGAGCUUUGCUCAAAAGAAAAGCUCCUUGAGGCAGUAAUGAGCAAGCAUAUACCUUGUGUAGCAUGUAUGGACUACGCUAUGCUAUAAGACAUGUGAUAUGUAAGUCUUAUUGAGUACAGGUACUUGAGCUUUUUGCUUUUUAGUUCAUACUAAAAGCAUAGGGAAAUGAAGAGCUUUCAAUGGUGGAGUGGCUUUUUUCCUUUUUUCUUUUUCCCCCGCUUUUUGACCAAUGCCCAACAGAUACCACUAACAGUUUUUAGACAACUACAAAGUAUGUUUAGUGGUUAGAAAACCACAGGAGCAUCAAGAACCUGGGCUAGAUUUCCCUGUGUAACUUUUUAUCUUAUUCUGUGAUCCUUUAAUAAAGAUUUAAAAAAAAA